Molecule: messenger RNA, 1983 nt
Organism: Spodoptera litura
Lineage: Eukaryota; Metazoa; Arthropoda; Insecta; Lepidoptera; Noctuidae
Product: E3 SUMO-protein ligase ZBED1-like
Molecular function (GO): DNA binding; protein dimerization activity
Source: RefSeq, a predicted model, not a curated record
GCAGCGGGUCGCGGUGGCACCAGCUCGGCAGGGUUUGCCGCAGCGCGAUAUUCUUCAAUUAUUAUAUGUAUUUAUUUAUGUGAUGUGACUAAGUUGCAAAUCCAAACAAAAUACUCAUUUUAAACUCAUGUUUUUAUUAUUUAUGUGCAAGUACUUACCUAAUACAAAUUAUACUCGUUAACGAUUGUUUUAUGUUCUUUUUUCUUUUGUUUUAUGCAUGAAUAGUAACUAUGUCUGGUGAUAGAAAAUCCUCUAAAGCAUGGCAGUUUUUCACUGAUCUCCAGAAUGAAAAGGCUAAAUGCAAUUUCUGUCAAAAAGAGUUUUCAUAUAAAGGUGGCGGUGCUUAUAAUUUGACUAGACAUACAAAAAGUAAACAUCCGCAAGCAUUUGCAGCGAUACAGGAAUGUCAAAUUGAAAUUGAAGCUUCUGCCGCAACACAUAUUCAGCUUUUGCCUAGUACUUCCACCGAUCCAACUGCGAUAUGUAUACCUAUUGCUUCUACAUCUACAUCUACAUCAUCAACUACUAUCAUACCUGCAACAUCCGAACCAUCCAUUCCUCAAAGUUCAGAUAUAUUCAAGUUUAAAACUGCAGCCGCUAACACCAAACUAACCCAGUACUUCUCUAAGCCGCUUUCUGCUAAAAAAACUGACCAAUUAAACAAAACGCUAGUGAAGCUAUUUGUAAAAAAUUAUUUAGCCUUUCAGUUGAUCGAGUCUCCUGAAUUGAAAGAGUUCAUAAAAGAACUUAACCCCGGCUACCAAUUACCUAGUCGUAAGACAUUGUCUAACGCCUUAAUGACAAAUGUGUAUCUCCAAAUAAAGGAAAAAGUAAAGAUUGAGUUAAGCCAAGCCAUGUAUGUCUGCAUAACGACCGAUGGUUGGACAUCCAAGCCCAACGAAAAUUAUUUAGCGGUUAUAUUAAUAUCAAAUGCUCUUAAAAAGAAAUGUACUAACUUUUUAAUGAUGACACGUCCAGCGACAGUGACCCAAAUGACGGAGGUUCUCAUUCACGAGAUAAAUAGUCGAUUUGCCGGCGUUGAAGAAAACAAUAUUUUAGCUGAGAGCACAAUUCUUGACCCGCGGUUUAAAAAAUAUGGAUUUACAAACGAAUUUGCAUAUGGUAGGGCAUGUGCAAAUUUAAAGUCCCAAGCCGGGCGAAUCGUCAUUGAUGCCCAACAUCCUACCAUACCGGAGCCUACAAAUUCAUCUCCGCCAUCUAAACGUAAGCGCAGUAUUUGGGAUGAAUUUGAUGAACAGGUAGGUGACAUUUUGAAGAACAUCAACCCGACAGCAGGAGGUAUCAUAGAGGUAGACAAAUACUUAGAAGAGCCAUUGCUACCUAGGUCCCAAGACCCUGCGAAGUGGUGGUUCUCCAAAAAGGAGGCUUAUCCGAGGCUCUACAAAUUAUUUUUAAAAAGGCUAUGCAUAGUAGCCACCUCUGUACCCUCGGAGCGCAUUUUUUCCAAGGCUGGCCAGGUGAUUGUGGAUCGGCGCAAUAGGUUAAGCGGAAAAAAGGUGUCGCAAAUUUUAUUUUUAAAUUUUAAUAUGUAAUUUUUAUUUUUAUUUUUAAUAUACUCUUUUAUUAUGAUCAAAUAGUUUUAUUCACGAAUUUCGAAAAAUAAUAUAACAAAUAACUAUGUCGAGGUAGUGCUUUUAGUUGCAUGCUGAUAGACACAUAUAUACAUGUAACAUUAAGAGUACAAACAGUUAAAUACAAGUGACAAAAUGUUGUCAAUUACUUUUUCCAAUUGUGUUGAGUUGUAAGUAAUAUAUCAGUCACACGUUUGUUAGGUACAUUUAAACACAGCAGUACAGACUACAGAGUACGAGCAAAAUGACAUUGACACAGUCGUAACUUCAAAUGUAUCGCUAUGCUUCAAACCGUCCUUCGCCUCGCCUCAUUUGAAGUGGGACAUUGUACUGGCUCAGGACAGAAAAGAGGCUACUCUUACAAACUCUUUUUCAAGUCGUGUCCUACUCA